UGCUCUUAGAAUUUAAUAGAAAUCAAUAAAGUUCCAGCUGGACUAAUCACUGAAUUAAUUCUUGAUCUGGUGACAGUGAUAGGCAAGGUGGAUAAUUUUUUUGCUUUAUGUAGAUGACAGGAAGUAUUCAGAUUACAUAGAAAUAUAACGAGGCGAAUUCAUUGGAAAAUGGUCGUUUGAUAGCAAACUGGAAGUAAAUAUAGGAAAGAUGUCGUCAGGGUUACCAGAUGCGCAGGCUGUUAAUAAUGCCAAGAUUUCUCAAGUUUCCCAAGAGCAAGUUCCACAUUCACCUGUAGGCUCUCCAAUUCACAACAAGUUUCUAGUGCCGAGUCCUGUACCAACUCGAAGAAAUAGAACUUACUCACAAACAGAGAGGGCAAAGGAUGCGGAGAUUUGCUAUGGCAAAGUGCAAGAAUUCUGUAGAAAUAAGGGCCAUGGAUUUAUUAUUGAAGACAAUACAAAUGAUAAAAUAUUUGUACACAUAUCAGAUAUUGAUGGCGAAUAUGUACCUAGAGAAGGUGACGAUGUCACAUUCAGGAAAUUACCGUUGCCUUUUAAUAAAACCAAGACACAGGCUGUACAUGUGGCAAUUACUCAUCUUGCUCCGGGUGUGUCGCACGAGACAUGGAGUUCCAAUCAGUCGCCAAGACCAUGAGUUGCUCCAAUGUUGAACUAACUUUCAUACAGAAAUGAUAUGCAAAGUAGCAAGUUGUUUACAGUGGUACUCUUGAUUGUAAAAGCAUUGUUAUAUAGAACAAAAAAAAAAGAUUUGUCUGAAUUUGCAUGUUUUAAAACAUUUUUUACAAUGAACAGAAAAUUAAUUGGCCUUAACUUCAUACUAUUUAUUUAAACUAUCAAAUAUGUAAUGAUUUAUAUUCCCGCGAAUAAUAAAGGGAAGGAAGUUACUGACAUGUAAUGAAACUGAUUAGCAAUAUAAAAAUCCAGAGUACACUGACAUGAUUGAAUAUGAUUAAGUGGUUUAUUUAUAAUAAUGGAACUUUUCGUAAAAUUUUAGGAUGAGGCAAUGUGGUAUAAUAUAUGAAUAUAACUGGAUUUAGACUGUAUAAAUUAUUAUAACAUUGCUGUUCUUGGAAAAAACUAUUAAUUCCAUUUUUGGUACGUCUCAGAUGGUGAUAAAAGCUAAAUUGUUCAAUCUCUUUUAUGUGAUUCUCAGAAAAUAAGUAUUUUCUCACAUGAUCAUUCAACAACUUCUUGAUUGGUAGUGAAAUGAGUUGUACAGCUUUUUGCUCUUCAAAAAUUUCGUUGUCAUUUUUGGCUUAAAUAAUGAAAAAAAGUACUUUUUCACACAGUCCACAAAGAUAUGAAAUACCAAGCAGAUUAUUAUACUAAAUUUACUUUGGUGUUUCCUAGCUCAAUUUUUCAUAAAGAGCAAAAUAUCCCAUCGUUAAAAAUAUCUUGGUUUCUCAGGGUAUGUCAUAGAUUUAAUUGGUACUUUGUGUAUAAAGCUUUACUGUAGGCAAGUUGUGUAGAAAACUAAGGCAUGACUUACUCUAUGAAGUAUGUACAGAUUGGUCUUUGGAUGUGAUUAAUUAAAACGAAGAUUCCAAGUCCAGAAACUUGGCUGUAUAAUUCAUAAAUUGCAGCAUAAAUCAAAUUUUAGGGUUGAUGAUGACCUGGCCCCGUGUUCACAAAACAUUUUCAGUCUCAGCUGAGUUUGAUAACGAAACUUUGUUUGUCAUUUAUAUCUAAACAGCAUGUUUAAAACUAAAUUUUAAGUUAAUAACUAUUUUCAAAUGACUUUUCGGUAUUGAUGGUCAGUUUCAAUUGGAAUUAAGUCUUGAAGUUUUAGUAAAACUAAUAAUAAAUUUUCAAGCUCAAACUCAGCUGAGUUCGAAAAAUGCUUUGUGAACACGGAGCCUGUUAUUCUUCUCAAUACCAGAAUGGCAUGUCAGAAUUGGUGUGUAUUGGUGCAUCAUUUGAACAGGCAAUCCAAUGAUAUAUAUUGGCAGCAUUGGUGCGGAAAGUAAAACAUUUAGUCACAUUUACCUCACUCUGUGAUGAUUCUUGGAUUUUUCUUAAUGCUAGUAACAAUUCUGUAAAAAAAAAUGUAUGUUAGUAAAAAUUAGACAAUGUGCUAAAUAAUUGUUCAUAUUGAACAAGGCCUAGUUUUGUAAAUUGUUGUUUUUUAUUUGAGCUCACAGUUACUGAAUAGCAGAUUUUAUAUGGUUCACUCUUGUAUUUAUCAGUAAAUUAAGUUAAUAACUUUAGAAUUAUCAUUAAACAUGAAGACUUUGUCCCAUUUAAGAGGACAUGUGUCAUUCUCUAUUUUUACAAUGAAAGCUAAAUGUAUAUAUUUGUUGCUGCGAUUUAUGAGUGAGUGCUGGUUUAGCUGUUAAGAUUUUAUGCAUGACCUAUUUGUUUACAAGUAUUUUCAUAUUUCUACGCAGAAAAAUUGCUUAUCAAUUGGUUUUCCUCAGUACCAUGAAUUCUUAACUGCUGUUAUUAAUUUAAGUGCUAUACAUCAAUUAAGAUUUGAUUGAAUAUGUUUGAAAAUUAUGAUAUUUGAAAGUAAAAAUAAACUCGCAUCAACAGUGUUUAGUCCAAUGCAAAAUGGCUUUCGACAAAGGUUGUACAUAUCUUCAUUGAAAUUGAAAGGAUUAAUGGUUAUGUAAUACCCAGUCUUCUUAAUGUACACAUAGGGAUGUUUUAUUCAUAUCAAUACACAAAGAGGGGAAAGGGGCCUCUUCCUCUUUUUUUUUUUUUUUUUUUUUUUUUUUUUUUUUUGAGGUGGGAGGGGGAAGGGGCCUGUAAAUGGCUCCUGCUAUAGGAUAAAAAAAAGUCUUUGUACAGCUCAACGUUAGAAACGUAACCAUUGUCGAAAGGUAAUUUUGAAUGGGACUAUAAAAAACACAAAAGUGUCGGUUAGUAAAGUUUAUUUCAUAACAUGAUAGGCUUAUUUUUGAAAAUGGCAGAUUUUUCUGUGUUUCGUUCAUUGUUGGGUAACAUAACAAUUUAGUGAAAAUGUGUAUGUUUGAAUUAUUGAAGUUUUUAAAAGCAACUGCUAUUGUACUUUGUUUCAGUGUUAAGACACCGGUAAAUUUACAUUGUGGCAGCUUUAAUUGUUCGAUCAUGACUGAAUGAUGUAUCAUACCUAUAAAAGUGCUAGACCUUCAUUAAAACUCGGUCCUACUAUUUUAAAUUUGUAUUUAAGUUUACUGCUGUUCAGCUGUUACAGAUGGCCAAAAUGUAUAUUUGCUGACAUUGUAUUUAUAUAUUUUUUUAACUUUUAUUUUGAAUUGAUAUUGUUAUAAUUUCCUUGAUGGUCCUGAUUCUGUAUUUAUUAUCAUUGUGAAUUUCAGUUUUUAUGGGAAAAAAAUGACUUCUUUUUGAAUUCAGUUAGUAUAAACCAAUUCUUCUCUUUUUGGCUUUUAUCUCACCCUGCAAAGUUUUUGUAACAUCUUCAAUUCUAAGUUAAGCUCGUCUGUGCUCCUUGUCUGCUUUUAACUUGUAGAUGUAAUAGAAUUAAUGGACUGGUGUUCACAAAAUUUCUUUUGAAGCUUCUUGUAAUGAAGGUUUGUGGUAUCCUUUCAUGUAUCCUUUCAUGUUAGUUACUUGGAAAGAAUAAGUCCAUACUUGCACAGAGUUUCGGGAGCACUGGUUAGGUUAACAUGGGAACAUUACGUAAAUGAAAUGUAUAUAACCCAAAUCUGAUAACCAGUUAUGUCCCUGUGGCCACUUUUUUUAUCCAAAACAAUUUUUUUUUAAGUGUAUAAAAACAUAAUAAUACAGGUUGCAUUACUUUGAGGUUCCUGUCUUAAGUGAAUGAUUAAUGCCCAUUUUCACCUCCUGUCAUAAGUCUAAAUUUCUGUCUUUGAAUGUUGAUAAGUUGAUGAAUGCAGUAUUUUAAGGAAGUCUGUUUAGAGAAAAUAGACCUGUAUUAUUCUUGUAUUUUAAUAUAACUCUUCUAGGUAAGGAUUCAAUAAUAUGUAACAGUAUAUGUGUAUUUUGUACCAAGUAGUCAAUUACAUGUAGUUCCAAAGUCAUUGCAUUAUUUUUUCUACAUCAUAAUUGACUGCUCAUAAUUGGAAAUAAUCAUAAUAUUCAUUCAGUAACACAUACAUAAUUUUUGAUCAUUUUCAUAACGUUGAAUUAUUAUCAAAACGUUCAGUUAAACAAAAAAAAAAUGCUGUAGCUUUAGUUUUUGGUUCUUUGUAAAUUUUCGUUUGCAAAAUAUUCAUUUUCCUCUAAAUAUUUUAAAGCACGUGCAGUACUGUUUAUUUUAAGUAAAAUAAUUCAAAAUUUGUAGCAGAUGUUACAAAAACAGGACUGAUCUCACACAGUGUUAGGUCUGGUGUAUACACCAUUAUGCUAAGUUUUGGAGAAGUGUAGUUCUGUUUUCUUCUUACAGAAAUACAUUUGAGCCGUGCCAUGGGAAAACCAACAUAGUGGCUUUGUGACCAGCAUGGAUCCAGACCAGCCUGCGCAUCUGCGCAGUCUGGUCAGGAUCCAUGCUGUUCACCAACGGUUUCUCUAAUUGCAGUAGGUUUUAAAAGCGAACAGCAUGGAUCCUGACCAGACUGCGCAGAUGCGCAGGCUGGUCUGGAUCCAUGCUGGUCGCAAACCCACUAUGUUGGUUUUCUCAUGGCACGGCUCAUUUAAUGCAAAACAAUUUAUCAGUCCUUCUGUUUUCAGGCUAAUUGCAUGUUUUAUUUUCAGGCAAAUUGCAUGUUGAUUUUGGUUCUGUUUUAUCACUGGUUAAAUUAAGUUUUCAGUAUGUAUUAUACAUCAACACUAAUAUCAAAUAAAAAUUUUGGCACAAAUUAUA
Mercenaria mercenaria is the source of this 4786-nucleotide messenger RNA. RefSeq names its product calcium-regulated heat-stable protein 1-like. Gene Ontology annotation, biological process: regulation of mRNA stability. NCBI's taxonomy places the organism in Eukaryota, Metazoa, Mollusca, Bivalvia, Venerida, Veneridae. The coding region runs from base 209 to 655 and encodes 148 amino acids. Gene Ontology annotation, cellular component: cytoplasm. The transcript is spliced from 4 exons. Gene Ontology annotation, molecular function: mRNA 3'-UTR binding. The record is from RefSeq and is a predicted model, not a curated record.